Molecule: messenger RNA, 1218 nt
Organism: Pollicipes pollicipes
Lineage: Eukaryota; Metazoa; Arthropoda; Thecostraca; Pollicipedomorpha; Pollicipedidae
Product: putative nuclease HARBI1
Exons: 5
Coding region: 118-1218 (366 amino acids)
Source: RefSeq, a predicted model, not a curated record
GUGUCCCGGCCAGUCCUGGACGACGAUAAAUAAGGCGGGAGGGGCGAGUUGUGCUUGUGGGACUGGCUGAAAGCAAACUGUGCAUCAUCUAGCAAACAUUAAGAAUCGGCCCUUGUAAUGGAGGACAGGGCAGAAGCUGAGAGGGAAAUGGAUGGAGCCAUGUGGUCUGAGGAAUUUAUUGAGGUACCACAUGUCAGCAACCGAGGACUGAAGCAUCAAGAUCCUCUGAGUCUAGAGGCAUUCUUCUUGGAUGAACUGUCAAGGGAGAUCGGGUAUGAAACGGAUGAAGACGCCCUUAUCGAAGAACUACCCUCUGAACGGGAACAUGUCAGGAAGUGCGACAUAUACUAUGAGGAAACAAUACCUCAGAUGACGGACGAAGAAUUCCGCACCAACUUCCGCGUCGACAGGGAGACGCUCGCCAGCAUGGUGGAUAUCCUGGGCGAGCGCGAAGGCAACCCGACAGGGGCAGGACUGGUGCCAACUCCCCGCGAAAAACAACUGCUGCUGACACUCUUCUACCUGGGCAGUACUCUCAGCUUCCGAAAGGUCGCCACGCAGUUUGAAAUGAGCAUGUCCACGGCGUGGGAGUUCGUGGAUGAGAUCAUCGAACGCCUGACCAACCUGAAAGAGCUCUUCAUUCGCUUGCCUGUGGGGCCUCAGAUGCUCAGUACAGUCGAGUCCUUCCGUAAGGUGGCCGGUGUGAAGGGCGUGCUGGGCGCCGUCGCCGACUGCCACAUCCCCAUUCGGAAGCCCAUGUACGAGCCGAACAAGUUUGCCAACUGCAAGGGCUUCUUCUCGUUUCACAUGAUGACGGUGUGCGACGCUAGCAACCGGUUGACGGAUGUGUACGUCGGCAGCCCGGGCUCGCUGCACGAGUCGGAGGUGCUCGACGGCAGUCCGCUCGCCAAACAGCUCGCCAACGACGCCUUUCCGCGACCGCCCGGCGACAAGAAGCACUACUACAACCAGCUGCUGACAGACACGGUCGACGUGAGCCGACGCGCGCUCAGCGUGCUGAAGGCGCGUUUCCGCCGGCUCAGCUUCGUCGACACCAAGAGCGUGAAGAAGGCCGUCAUGCUGACGUGCGCGGCGUGCGUGCUCCACAACAUGUGCCUCUCUCUGGAGGACAAGUGGGCGGAGGAGCUGGUGGAGGAAGAGGCGGAUCCCACCACGACCGAGGACGAAGAUCAGACACACCUACGAGGCAACGGCUAA